GCGAGGGGCUCCGCUUACCUGGAGGGGGGUCGGCGAGAUCCGGAAGGGGACGGCUGGGUCAGGGAGAGGGCCUAGGAGAGGCCGAGACUCCCUGGACAGUGGAAGAGUGCCCGGGCGGAAAGAAGGCUGGCGGACGGCGGGAAGGGCGACCCCGGAGAUUUGAAGGAGUAGAUUCGGCGAGCUGUCAAGCUUAGAGCUGUCAGGACUUGGUAGGCUCGUAGCCAAGGAGACCAGACUCAGGUUUAGGAGAGGAAAGGAUCUGGAAAGGAUUUCUGGUAGGUCCUGUUUUAGGACGGAGAUGCAGUACUGUUGAAACGCCAGUCAGCUUUGGUCCAUACAAUUAGCUUUUUCAGCUGGGAAACCAUUUCUUCUUCCUCUUUUUUUGUUUUUUUGGCCGACUUACUGAACUUAUGAAACCAUGGCAGAAGGAGAGACAGAGUCACCUGGGCCCAAAAAGCGUGGUCCAUAUAUCUCGUCUGUCACUAGCCGGAGUGUGAACUUGAUGAUUCGAGGAGUAGUGCUGUUUUUUAUUGGAGUAUUUCUUGCAUUAGUGUUAAAUUUACUUCAGAUUCAGAGAAAUGUGACGCUCUUUCCACCCGAUGUAAUCACAAGCAUCUUCUCUUCAGCGUGGUGGGUUCCGCCGUGCUGUGGCACAGCGUCAGCUGUGAUCGGGUUAUUAUACCCCUGCAUUGACAGGCAUCUGGGAGAACCACAUAAGUUUAAAAGAGAGUGGUCCAGUGUGAUGCGGUGCGUGGCCGUCUUUGUUGGCAUAAAUCACGCCAGCGCUAAAGUGGAUUUUGAUAACAACAUACAGUUGUCUCUCACACUGGCUGCACUAUCCAUUGGAUUGUGGUGGACUUUUGAUAGAUCUAGAAGUGGUUUUGGCCUUGGAGUAGGAAUUGCUUUCUUGGCAACUCUGGUCACUCAACUGCUAGUCUAUAAUGGUGUUUAUCAAUAUACAUCUCCAGAUUUUCUCUAUGUUCGUUCUUGGUUACCAUGUAUAUUUUUUGCUGGAGGCAUAACAAUGGGAAACAUUGGUCGACAACUGGCAAUGUAUGAAUGUAAAGUUAUUGCAGAAAAAUCUCAUCAAGAAUGAAGAAGGCAGAAAUAUAUCUUUUGUACAGAAAAGCAAGAUGAAAAAGGCAUGCAAAUGAUAGAUAGACCAACAAAACUUCGGACUAUAAAAUUGCCAGGAUGCAGUUUUUCCCUUGAUUGGUGUGUAUAUAUACACAUACACACACACACACACACACACACACACACACAUACACAUAUAUAUACACACAUACAUAUGUUACUGCAAUCUGUGAUUGCUUCAUCUGUAAAUCAAGUACAAGCCUUUAUGUAUUUGACUUAAAUAACUGUAAAAUAUAUGUACGCUACAUUAAAAACAUGUUGAUUAAUAGAUGACAUUUUUAAAUUAAUUUUUUAGGUAUACCAUAUAUCGUACCACAGUGUUGAUGUGCCAAAAUAAUUGUUACCGUCAUGCAGACUAUAAGAGUGCUUUGAACAAUUUAUAAAGUUGAUGAAAUAAAAUAUGAGGAAAGCCAAAAAAAAAAAAAGGCAAAUGGAAAGCUGGUAUAUUCUCUUUCACUUACUGUUGUGCCUUUUUAUUUUCUAAUUACAGCAGUGUGAGUUAUGGGUGCCUAAUGUGUGGUUAGUUUCUAUUUUAAUGUCAUCUCAAAGAGCUUUGGGUGUUUAAAUAGAUAAUGAAAAAGAACUUCCUUGGAAUAUUUGCAAACCUGAAUUAGUGGAGAGAGUUCAAAGUAAUUUUUUGUUUUUACCGAUUUUACUGGAGGUAAAAAGUGACAAGUGGGAGAAUUUAUCAGCAUUAAACUGUUUUGAGUCUAAAUCUAGAAAUUAAAAGUAGGGACCAUUGAAAAAUUUAACUGGAAUAAAUAUGCUUUAGAAAUACAAAAUGACCUUCUGCAGUGCCACAGUGUUAAGUGAUAUUAACUGUCAAUUACAAUGUAGUAUUCCACUACUUUUGUACAUGGAAUGUAUAAGAAAUCCCAAACAGGUCCAAAUGAAAUUUCUAAUUCUCUUGGGUUCUAUAAUCUAUUGGAUUCUAUAAAGUAAACCAUUUGAACUGGGCUGCAUCAUAUGAUUUAUUGUCAGCGGAUUGCCAUCUGGGGAGUGGAUGGGCACAUAAUGUCCUAUGUAUUCAUGUACUCAUUAGUGAAUACUUCAGGAAUGUAUUAUUUAAGACUGAAUUGGGAUGGCAUACUGUGCACGUUAAAGAUCCUGAUAUUAGUUUCAUGCAUAUCUUUCCAACAGCUGGAGCCUUUGAAGUAUGAUUUAAACAUACUCUUAGUUAACUUUUUUCCCCAAUUUUUAUUUUUUUUUAAAUAGAUGGCAUUUAUCUGAUACACAAGGGCAAAAUCUUCUGCUUACUCUGGAAGUGUGUGUGUUUUUGUUUGUAUGUGUCUGUUUGUGUUGGCUAUGUGUUGGAUUGAACGAGGGAGAGUGUGUGUGUGUGUCUGUGUGUGUGUGUGUGUGAGUGUGUGUGUGUAUGUGUGUGCGCAUGUGCUCCUGCUCUUGUAAUGUCGACUAGAUGUUUUUUCAUUUUUGAUUUUAAAACCAUCGCUAUCAGACUGAGAUCUUAUAUGCCAAACUUUAAUCUGCUCUUAUGUUUUAAGGCUGAAAGUAUGAAAAUCCUAAGAUUGCAUAUUGAAUAUAUGCACACAAUCUUAACUGUAGUGGUGGUAAACAUGCUACUAUAAUUUAUUAUUCUAUCUUCCAGAUAAUGUUAUUCAUUUAGAACAAAUAAGGUAUAUUUUUAGAAUCAACUUUGUAAGCACUAUAAAUCUUUAAUAAGUUAUAAGGUCUAUGAUGUGUUUACUUUGGAAAUUGCUGUUUAAAGCAAGAUGUAUUAAAUAUAUAAUUAUCAUCUUG
Molecule: messenger RNA, 2895 nt
Organism: Cervus elaphus (red deer)
Lineage: Eukaryota; Metazoa; Chordata; Mammalia; Artiodactyla; Cervidae
Gene: INSIG2
Product: insulin induced gene 2
Exons: 6
Coding region: 419-1096 (225 amino acids)
Biological process (GO): SREBP signaling pathway; cholesterol biosynthetic process; SREBP-SCAP complex retention in endoplasmic reticulum
Cellular component (GO): endoplasmic reticulum; SREBP-SCAP-Insig complex
Source: RefSeq, a predicted model, not a curated record